Molecule: messenger RNA, 2091 nt
Organism: Williopsis jadinii
Lineage: Eukaryota; Fungi; Ascomycota; Saccharomycetes; Phaffomycetales; Wickerhamomycetaceae
Exons: 1
Coding region: 1-2091 (696 amino acids)
Source: RefSeq, a predicted model, not a curated record
AUGUAUUUUACAGGAAAAGAAGAAGAUUCUUCCACUAUUUGGCAAGGACUGAGAGCUUCAUAUUGUGAUACUGGUGAUUCUAUGAGCAAGAAUGGCAGUUCAGAUGAUGUUGAUACAGCUCAUGUGCCAAUAGAUAAAUGUCGCCACCAUGGUAUCUUCAGAAGGGGAAGUUUUGUUCAUCACACGUCACAUACUUGGAGGUCUACUGUGCCUAAAAGCACGUAUCAUAGUCUCAAAACCAAAUUCAAGUUUCCUUUUCAUGAAUUGGCUCUUUCAAAGGAGAAAGCUUUGUCCAACGAUGUGGUACACCAAUCAGCAUCGAAAGGUAUUACUGUCAAGCUUUUAACUUCGAUAAGCAGUGAAGAAAUACCUGCUUACAGACAUACUUCUGUUGCUAAUUCUAUUUUGGAGGUGACUAAGGAGGUCGAUAUGAUGACAGCUUUGUCAACAACGUCGAGAAAGAGAGGUGCGACCCCAGAACUUGAGUGUAGAGGAGAGCAAACUAUUGAAUCUAGUAUCCAGUUUAAGAAAAGGAAAAGGGCUAUGAUUAAGUCAUGGUUCAGAUGGAAACCCCAAAGUACUGAGCAUAAAACGGCCCUUGGUGAACGAAGCACUAAUUUGACAUACACACCAUUCUUCCACCUCAGUUGUGAUGCCGAUAGUAACACCAAUGAUGACCUUUUGGACGGCACAACUGAAACGUGUUGUCCACAUAUCAACUAUAACAAUGCAACCACCAGGAUCUCGGUGCCAACAGCAAUUUCCUCCAGGGAGUAUGAUGAGUUUACAAGAAUCGAAUAUCCACAGGUGAAUACCUGGAGCUUUGAGCGUCUUCAAGAACUUCAAAAGGUUAUGUAUGAAUUCCCAAAGUUGUCGUUUUCUAGUGAAAUAAACCUGGACAAUGAUAUCAGUAACUUGGAAGAGGAGGCUGGACAAUCUACAAAUACCAGUGGAUCGUCUAUUGAUCUCAACAUUGAGUGUGAUCCAUAUGAUACCUUCGUAAAGAGUGGACCUCAGCAACAAAACAUUGGUGGUAAGGUUCUUAAAGGGAAUCAUCAAGCUGUUGGAGUGGAUACUGAGGUAGAUAAGAAUGUGCAUGACAGUUGUUCUCGAGAUAUUCCCAACUACCACAUUACUAAGGGCUCAGAACAAGUUGUUCAGUCAUCCUCACACAUAUGUAAUAAUCUUGCUCCUACGAUGCUUUGGGAAACUCAUAACCAGCCUAUGGAUAACCAAAUGUUUUAUGAAGAGUUGAAAGAACCGAUAUACAGUCACGAUGAAUAUUGUCAGCAACCGCAUGUCUGCAAAAUUGAUGAAACAGGUAAGCCUCCUGAAAGUGAUAGCAACACCAGCGUGGGUUCUGUUAACAGCUAUGAACCUGUUACAAUAUUAGUCCCCACAAUAAGAGAGGAUAGGUACAUGAUAUCUGGCUUGAAAACCAGUAUACUUGAAGGAGAAAGGAUCAAAAGUAUCUAUCACCCUCACGACGAUUGUCUCUCCGAUGAUGAGAACAAACCGUACAAUAUUCAGGACCCAAGAUUCUUUGGAGUCGAGCUACAGGACAAGUCUGGAAGCAAAAUCUUGCAGGAACCGCAAAGGUUGUAUUCGAGAAUUAAAUUUGAUGACUUUUCAGAGGUUGUAUUUUACAAUGGUUCCGGAACUUUGAGGCAAACCACUGAAGAAAGUCCAGUUAAGUUAGCGCUGCAGACUUUGAGAAGCUCAAUGGCUUUCAAUCAUCAUCAUGAACCAUCCAAGUCUGUGCUCCCGAAAGAACACGCAGAUAACAAGUUGGGCAGUCCAGAGUAUGUUGUUCAUGAGCCUUUCAACGUAAUCGGAGAACCUUCUACAUUUAACAAGUCCAACUUGUCCAUGUCCUCUUUGAAGACACAUCCAAAGUCAAUUUUGAAAUCCAAAGUGAACGAGCGUUGCCGGGAUGAGUCCAUCAAACUGAGCGAGUGCGACUCCAUCAACGUGGUUGAGUUCAUGAAGGUCUUCAAUGAAAGAGAACAAGUCAGAAUGGAUGCACUUGACGAUUUAGGAGAUCAAAGAGAGAGACAGGUUAUGCUCUACUAUCAGAAUGUUACCAAGUGA